CGUCUAAGCAUGGCCUCAAAGUAGCUUUUAAAAAACUGAAAACAUACUUUCUUUAAACUCUCCGGGAUACUACAAUGUGAAAUGAAUUUGAUUAUGUAUGUAUGUUUCUUUUCGUUUCCGCCAAUGAACGAGAAUUUCGGAUCGCGUGGAUGGCUCCGGAAAAAGAGCAUUACGGACUCAGUGCAGGAUCUAGCGUGAGCAUAUUAAGAGCAGCGUUGUCAGCAAUACAGCUUCAUCAACGGCUUAAUGCAACGUUUUUGGCGGAUCAUAAAGUCUCGGUCAGAUGGUAUGAUACAGACUGCAAUGCAAAGAGUGCUUUGGCUGCCGCAGUAGAUGCAAAAUCAAAAUUUGACCCUCAUCUUUUCCUUGGACCACCAUGCUCAGCAGGUAUGAGAGGGGUUGCCCUCCUCGCCUCACAUUGGAACACACCGAUUUUUGGAUGGGUAUCACAAGAAGAAGAAUUUCAAGACAAAAAAAUGUAUUCUACCCUGGUACGGUUUCUUGGACCCCUAAAUCGAUUUCCUGGUGUUAUGUUCCAUAUGACGUCCAUCUUCAAAUGGAAUCAAUUUGCUGUGAUGUAUGAUGAACGGGAUCCAUAUCGAGCCGUAGCAUCUGCCAUUUCGGAGAAAAAAUCCAUCGAAAACGACGAAGAUGAAACAAAGAACUGGUACAGCAUCAUACGGUCGUUCAAGGUUUCCAAUGACAUGGAAGAGAAAGAGAUAGAAGACAUGUUUACACAAUUAAAACGAUAUUCAAGAAUUAUCGUGAUGGCAUUACCCUGGUUAGAUAUGCGGAGAUACAUGUUAGUUGCCCAUAGACUUGGGAUGACAAAUGGAGAGUAUGCUUUCCUCUGCAUCCAUGGCGAUCUCUACACAUACGAUAGAAUGGAAACUGACGUGUUUUCUGACAAGGUUUGGAGAAGAAAUGACUCAUUUGACGAGAUAGCAAAGGAGGCAUUUGAACCAGUAUUGCAUAUUAUGAUGAAACCUCUAGAGAAAAAUCAGUGGACACUUUUCAAGAAUGUUGCUGAUGAGUAUGGCGAUAGAACUAAUCAAAACUGGAAUCUUCCCAUCGAGCAUACCUCGCCUGAUGCCUAUUCUCCAUAUCUUUAUGAUGCAACGUUAGAGUGGGCAAUGUUGGCCGAUAAAAUCUUAAGACAGAAUAAAAAUCCUCAUGAUGGAGAAUACAUGUUUAAGAUGGCAGCAACAUUAACAGAAGAAGAGGAGUUGGACGGACUUACUGGAAGAGUGAACUUGGAUGAUAAGGGAGAUAGAAAUCUGGAUUUUCAAGUUCUUGACAUGUCUGAAAAUGGCACAUUCACAAGAAUCAUCACCAUUAAUUACCUCGGGAAAGGCAUCAGGGAGGUCAAUUUUGAGGGCAACAAGACAACAGACCAAGUGAGUCGAUGGCCAAAUGAUAAAAUCGGUGUUCACAAUGCCCCUCCUGACGAACCUGAAUGCGGAUUUGAUGGGAAGAAAUGCCCUGAGGAAAAUGAACAACCAGAUAACACAUUCAUCAUUGUAUUCUCUUCUGCUGCUUCUGGAUUUGUUGUCAUAGUUGCAAUCAUCGUACACUGCGUUCUCAAGCGUUACAGAAGAAUCAAGACUUUGAAGAGUAUGAUCUGGCAGGUGCGAUUUGAGGAAAUUGACUUUGUUACUGCUCUCCUGACUGGCAGCGUCAGGUCUAGCUUUAAGAACCUUGCAAGAAGAAAAGGGAGCGGUAACAAGAGGAAAUCUCGUCCCAGCAGAACAGAAAGUCCAUUACAGAGUGAAUUAAAGGUUUCCCCGGAUCACUCACCCGCUUUUCUUAGUAAACCGGAACAGGGUACAAUGUUUGGCUCUGUAGCUUACAUCAGAGGAAGUCUUGUAUCUGUCAAGAGAUUGACCAGGAGUAAUGUUAACUUGACGAACAUGCCAAAGCAAAUAUUACAGGAGCUGAAUAGGCUAAUGGAGCUGAAGCAUCAGAACUGCUGUGCAUUUGUGGGGGCCUGUAUUGACCCAGGUCGGAUCCUUCUGUUGUGGGAAUACUGUGUGAAAGGAAGUCUUCAGGAUGUCAUAUGGAACCAGAAUAUCAAGCUUGACAGGAUGUUUAUGUUUGCAUUGUCUCAAGAUAUCGCAAAGGGAUUAGACUUUAUUCAUAAGAGCUCUAUACAUUUCCAUGGAAACCUGAAGAGUUCAAACUGUGUGGUGGACAGCAGGUGGACUUGUAAACUGGCAGAUUUUGGAGUACCCAGUCUUCGUUACUGUGACAAAUGUCAAAAGGAGGAAGAAAACCCAGACAAACUUCAAUGGACUGCCCCGGAGAUACUACGAUCAGAGAAAACGAUUGACAAACAGAAGGCAGACAUAUUUUCCCUUGGAGUCAUCCUCAAAGAAAUCUUUACUCGAUCAGGGCCUUAUACAGAGUACUCUUUUCUCAGAAUUAAAGAGAUUAUCGAUAAAGUGAGAUCCCCAGUCGGCGGAUCACCUCCAUUUCGCCCGAAGCUUUCCGUGGAUGUUCGACAGUCUCAGGAUUUGUUCGCCUUAAUCGAAGAGUGCUGGAGUGAGCAUAUCAUAAUCAGACCCUCUGCUGGCAGAAUUUUGAAAACCUUAGCUAGAAUAAAUCCUUCAAAGAUGACCAUGAUAGACAAUAUGAUUGCUAUUUUGGAGAAGCAUGCCAACCAUUUAGAAGAGUUGGUAGCGGAGAGGACGAGCGAACUGGACGCCGAAAAGAAGAAGACAGAGAAUCUUCUCUACAGAAUGCUUCCACAAUCUGUAGCCGACGAUUUGAAGAAAGGGAAACCGAUAGAAGCCGAGCAUUUCGACGAGACCACAAUUUACUUCUCUGAUAUUGUUGGAUUUACCACAAUAUGUGCAGGGAGUUCUCCAAUACAGGUCGUUAAUUUGCUAAACAGCCUGUACACACUUUUUGAUGACAUCAUCACAAGAUACGACGUUUACAAGGUGGAAACUAUUGGAGAUGCAUAUAUGCUUGUAAGUGGCCUACCAAAACGUAACGGAAAUAGACACUCCAAAGAGAUAGCGGACUGCGCCAUGGAUAUAAUGGCUUCCAUCGGUUCUUUCUCCAUUCCACAUCAACCAAAUAACAAACUGAAAAUUAGAAUCGGAAUACACUCCGGUCCUGUUGUGGCAGGAGUUGUCGGUCUUGCUAUGCCACGUUAUUGUCUCUUUGGUGAUACUGUCAACACUGCUUCUCGUAUGGAGUCAACUGGUCUACCAUUGAAGAUUCACAUGAGUGCUGUCACUUAUGAUCAACUUGAAACGUUUGGAUGUUACCAUAUCAUGUAUAGGGGUGAAACAACUGUGAAAGGAAAGGGAGUCAUGAAAACCUACUUUUUAGUUGGAAAAGAUGGUUUCUCAAAAGAACUUCCAAGUAUCACAGAAGAGGAUUUGACAUUAAAAUUUUCUCCAUCUACCUCGAGUGACCUUCAUUAUAUGGGAGUCGGCACAACUUCACCAGUGACGCCAAAAACAAGUGUUACUACCAUAAAGGAAAACGAAUUAGAAAUAAACUGUGAUAAAGAUACUUGCGCAUCGGAAGAGAGGCGUCUUGCACUUCCUCGGCGACCCAGUAUGAUGGAGAUUUCGGCCUUAUGACGGUACGCCUCGGGUGCUGGGACUGUCCAAGGUCCUAGUGCCCGAGCCUCGACCGUCAACGGGGUCUCGUCGAAUAUCAUAACGAAUAAUCCAGAGAGGU
This is a messenger RNA of Saccostrea cuccullata (small rock oyster), 3696 nucleotides long. Its product is annotated as atrial natriuretic peptide receptor 1-like. The record is from RefSeq and is a predicted model, not a curated record. Gene Ontology annotation, cellular component: plasma membrane. Gene Ontology annotation, molecular function: adenylate cyclase activity; peptide receptor activity; guanylate cyclase activity. The transcript has 25 exons. Gene Ontology annotation, biological process: protein phosphorylation; receptor guanylyl cyclase signaling pathway; cGMP biosynthetic process. Bases 102 to 3596 code for a protein of 1164 amino acids. NCBI's taxonomy places the organism in Eukaryota, Metazoa, Mollusca, Bivalvia, Ostreida, Ostreidae.